GAGAAGACUGACGUGGAGGGAACGCUGUUUGUUUACACAAGAUCGGCUUCUCCAAGGCAUGGCUUCACAAUUAUGAACAGACUGAGCAUGGAAAAUCGAACAGAACCUAUUACUAAAGACCUUGACUUCCAGCUGCAGGACCCUUUUCUACUGUACAGAAAUGCCAGAUUGUCCAUAUAUGGGAUUUGGUUUUAUGAUAAGGAAGAAUGCCAAAGAAUUGCAGAGCUCAUGAAAAACCUAACCCAGCAGGAGCAAUUCAAAGCACAGCAGGGCACAGGAACAGGAUUGUCCCCAAUGAUCAUGAAUUCAGCUAAUAACAAAGAAGUGGACAUCUUGCGGAUGCUUACCAAGGCCAAAGAUGAGUAUACCAAGUGUAAGACCUGCUCAGAGCCAAAACAAAUAACCAGUUCCUCUGCAAUCUAUAACAACCCCAACCUAAUCAAACCAAUUCCAGUGAAGCCCAGUGAAAACCAGCAUCAACGAGUAUCUCACCAAAGCAAGAAUGUGGAUCCUGAACCACAGCACUUGUCUUUGACAGCACUGUUUGGGAAACAAGAAAAGCCAGAUGUCUCAGAACCACUUAAUAAACAGCAUCAAGAGAAUCUUCCUGUUAGGCAGGGUGUGGUACGUUCGCUGUCCUACGAAGAGCCUAGCAGGCAUUCGCCCUCUGCAGAGAAACAGCUCUGCCCUGCCAUUCAGAAGCUGAUGGUGCGUGGGACAGACCUUCAUCCGCUUGCUGAGUUUCCUGAGAACCGACUUUGUGAAAAUGGCAAUAUCCACCCCGUGGGUGAGACUUUCACAGGACUUUUCCAACCUGUGAAUUCUCAUGGCAUUGCAGCGGCUCAUGUAGUUCAGGAUACUGCUGGCACGCAGAGUUUAUUACAGAAAUUACAGGGUCAGUCAGGGGCAGCGACUAAAAUGGAGCCCAGCGCAACAGGAUCUGUGAACUCGACAGCUUCUGUGUUCAGCAACACCAGAAACAACAUGAGCCAGCCACCUCUGGUGUAUUUCAAUGGUUCCCUACCAGGCCAGACUUUAGAGUCUCAGACACUUGCUAAAGAACAAUCCAAACUUCCUCGACAGCCGCUUUCUCUCUCUGGCAGUCAAGCAGCCAACUCUGGGGUGAUUUCACCUCAAGAGUUACUGAAAAAACUCCAGAUUGUGCAACAAGAGCAACAGUUGCAUGUAUCCAGCAGACCAACCUUGGCAGCUAAGUUUCCUGUUGUUGCUCAGAAUACCAAUACCCUGAAACCGCUGGAUUCCUGGAUAGAAAAGGCACCGGGUACAGAAAAACAGAGCUCUCUCUUUCAGGUAAUCUCACCUCAGCGCAUACUGUUGAUGUCCCCCAUGGUGUUCACUCAGUCCACAUCUACUCCACCGAAAGCAAAUGAAAGUGGGCGGUUAGCAGCCGCAAACCAAGAACCUGCUGCUAGCUCCGCUGGCCUUCUCCUGCCCCUGCAAACCCCAGAGCCCUCCGUGGUCAACAGCAGCUCCAUGACGAAGAUGCAGCUGCAGGAAACACUUCUGCACCUGAUCCAGAAUGAUGACAACUUCUUAAAUAUUAUUUAUGAAGCCUAUCUCUUCAGCGUGAGGAAGGCAGCAAUGAAAAAGUCUGUGUGA
Eurypyga helias (sunbittern) is the source of this 1620-nucleotide messenger RNA. It is a transcript of the gene DCP1B, whose product is annotated as decapping mRNA 1B. Gene Ontology annotation, molecular function: enzyme activator activity; mRNA binding. NCBI's taxonomy places the organism in Eukaryota, Metazoa, Chordata, Aves, Eurypygiformes, Eurypygidae. The record is from RefSeq and is a predicted model, not a curated record. Gene Ontology annotation, cellular component: P-body. Gene Ontology annotation, biological process: deadenylation-independent decapping of nuclear-transcribed mRNA; deadenylation-dependent decapping of nuclear-transcribed mRNA; positive regulation of catalytic activity.